This is a messenger RNA of Melospiza melodia melodia, 4596 nucleotides long. It is a transcript of the gene MINPP1, whose product is annotated as multiple inositol-polyphosphate phosphatase 1. Gene Ontology annotation, molecular function: inositol phosphate phosphatase activity; acid phosphatase activity. Bases 22 to 1383 code for a protein of 453 amino acids. The transcript has 5 exons. Lineage: Eukaryota; Metazoa; Chordata; Aves; Passeriformes; Passerellidae. The record is from RefSeq and is a predicted model, not a curated record.
GGCAGCCGCGCACUUGCAGCCAUGGCGCCUCGCCGGGAAGCCGCUCUGAUGCUGCUGCUCCUCGUCCUGCCGCUGGCGAGCGCGGGGCUGAGCGGCUACUUCGGCACCAAGUCCCGCUACGAGGAGGUGAACCCGCACCUGGUGAGCGACCCGCUGUCGCUGGGUCCCGGCGCGGGCGGGUCGCUGCCCGCCUCCUGCACUCCGCUGCAGCUCCGCGCCGUGCUCCGCCACGGCACCCGCUACCCCACGGCCGGGCAGAUCCGCCGGCUGGGCGAGCUGCACGCCCGGCUGCUCCGCCGGGCCGCGGGAGCCGCCGCCUGCCCCGCCGCCGCCGCCCUGGCCGAGUGGCCCAUGUGGUACGAGGAGAGCCUGGACGGGCGGCUGGCGCCGCAGGGCCGGCGCGACAUGGAGCAGCUGGCGCGGCGCAUGGCCGCCCGCUUCCCCGCGCUCUUCGCCGCCCGCCGCCGCCUGGCGCUGGCCAGCAGCUCCAAGCACCGCUGCCUGCAGAGCGGGGCCGCCUUCCGCCGCGGGCUCGGGCCCACCCUCGACUUCGGCGGCGACGAGGUGGAGGUUGAAGUUAACGACUCCCUGAUGCGGUUCUUUGAUCACUGCGCCAAGUUUGUGCUGCUGGUGGAGGAGAAUGACACAGCCAUGGGCCAGGUGAACGCCUUCAAAGAGGGGCCUGAGAUGAAGAAGGUCCUGGAGAAGGUGGCCAGUGCUUUAUGUUUGCCAAUGGAGGAGCUAAAUGCAGAUCUUGUUCAAGUGGCUUUUCUCACCUGCUCCUAUGAGCUGGCCAUAAAAAAUGUGACCUCCCCAUGGUGUUCACUCUUCAGUGAAGAAGAUGCCAAGGUGCUGGAAUACCUGAAUGACCUGAAGCAGUACUGGAAGAGAGGAUAUGGCUACGACAUCAACAGUCGCUCCAGCUGCAUUUUAUUCCAGGAUAUCUUCCAGCACUUGGACAAAGCAGUGGAGGAGAGCAAAAGCUCCAAACCCAUUUCCUCACCUUUGAUUGUCCAAGUGGGGCACGCAGAGACCUUGCAGCCCCUGCUUGCCCUGAUGGGUUACUUCAAGGACAAGGAGCCCCUCCUGGCCACCAACUUCGCGCGGCAAGAGCGGCGCAAGUUCCGCAGCGGCCGCAUCGUGCCCUACGCCGCCAACCUGGUGUUCGUGCUCUACCACUGUGACCGUGCCAAUGCCUCCCAGCAGGAGUACCAGGUGCAGCUGCUGCUCAAUGAGAGGCUGCUGCCCUUCCUGCACUCCAACGAGACCACCUCCACCUACGCUGACCUCAAGGAUUACUACAAGGACAUCCUGGAGAACUGCCACUUCAAGGAGGAGUGUGAACUGCCCCAGCUCAACGUCACUGCCGUCGAUGAGCUGUGAGGGAAUGAAGCGUUCUGCAAAUUGCUCUGGGCUCAGCUCCACAGCUGUCGGGAACAAGCACUUUGGAUGAUUUGCUGCUGCUGUGUUGACUUUCUAACCUUGCAGAUCUGGGGGGUUGUCUCAGCUCGGUGUGCUGGUUCUUUGUUGCAUAAGCACAACUGCUGUCACAGGGAAGUUGUAACAAAUGCGUGAUGCAAGACACAAAUACCUGUGUGUUUAUGUGUGCACAUGAGCUGAUUUCAUUGGUCACUGCUGUUGUGAAUGGGCCAUGGAUGGAUUUAAGAGCUGGGGCAGCUUCUAUUUUAUUGAAUCUGAAGUUGGUUGGACUGAUUCAGUGUUGCUUUCUGCUGCCUGUGUUUCUAGCUGCUGUUUUCCUGUGCCACGCAUGAAAUAUUUCAAACCUUUUUUUGAUCCUUUUCUCAAGCUUCUAGAACGGAGAGGGUACAUAGUUCUUCUCCACAGCUGAACAACUUCUGCCUGGACAGCACCAUUUCUAUUUUGAGCAUUUUAAAGCAGGAGGAGUUCCUGCAUGCAUCACCUGCUUGAAAAGGGGCAAGGAAUUAAAAGUCUUAAGGUCAUCAUCAACCCAUCCUGCAUAGCAAGUUAGUCUCCAGGGUAAGUAAAUUAUCUUUACAAAGAAGUAGGAAAAAAAAAAAAGGAAAUAAAAGUGAGGGAGUGGAAAGUAGCCACUCUUCCUUUUAGGUGCUCUGGGAAAUGCAGCAGUUAUUGUUUAAAUACUCUGGAGUGUCCUUUCAGUAACACCAUCCAUUUCUGGUGUUAUUUGGGCCAUGGCUCUCAAUCUCUUGGUCCUGCCCAGGUGCUGACAGUUUCCCUACCAGCCCUGGCUGGAAAGCACCUCUGAUGUCUCCAGCCUCCUGCUGGAAAUGGAAUUGUUGCUAACUCUAAAUCCAGUUUUUUGAACUGUAUAAAGAUUGGGCUGAGGCUUGAUUUCUGCUGACUUUAAGGCACCAAACGAGCUGCCACUUAUGCAGGCCUUACACAUUUGAUGUGCCACCUUGCUUUUGAAAUGCAGCUGUUUUAAAGAGGUGAAUGGCAUAGAAGGACUGGUGAUAUUUUAAAGGAAGUGCACUUUAAGUAGGUUCCCUCAUGCCUGAAAGCUGGGAAGUAUUUCAGAGCUCUGCAGUGUGACAGUAAAAGGAAAACUGAAGCUAGCUGAUGAGAAAUGUCAGAAAAAGAUUCUGUCAUCACCUGCAAGGGAAUGGUUGUUUGACCAGGCUGGCCCAAAGCAAAUGAAGGAUGGAUUUUUGGUGCUGGUAACUCUUGAAGUGUGCACUCUCACCAUGUAAUGAGCAUCCAGAGCUCACCCUGCCAAGUGGGGUUUGUUUGGCUGUGUUUGCUGGGCAGGAGGUGAAGGGGUUACCACAGCAUGGCCUGCAGCACUUGAGGGUAUAAAUGUCUAUAGUGCACCUGAUAAGUGCUUUUUGUGGGCUCACCCCCAGAACUGGGAACUUAACUGCUGCAGAAACAGAAAAAAGCCAAACUUCAAGCUGAGAAGUUACACUUGGUGUGUGUGGGUUUUUAAAUUUUUUUUUCUUGAGGACUCAGCCUUUGGUCACUUUUUUUCUUCUUAAUAUACCUUGUAUAAAAGCACUUCAUGUUUACAUCCUGUAAGUUAAGGAGCAAUUGAACACCUGGUUUUUGCUGCUGUGUUCAGGGCAUUUCCCUCCCUGUGCUUGCAGGGCCCUGUUUGGUUUGUGCACCACUUGCUGCAGAGAUCACUGAAGAUACUGAUUCCAAUAUUUCAGCACUUAGCUGUGUAAAAUGUUUGAAUCAGUAUCCACAGCUCUUUCUGAAGCUGGGGAAAUGGUUAGGGAGGAGUUGAGUGCUGCAACAAGCAGAGGAAUAUAGGUCAGGAUAAUUGUCAGCCCCUGCAUAUGACUCCUGCUCAAUCACCUUUGCAUGGCUUCUUUUGCACAUGAUCCUACCUGGAGACUGUCAACUGAUGGAAAUGGUUGUGACAGAGCCCAGUUAAGAACUUUAUUGCAACAUUUGAGUCAGGCUAUAAAGAAAUGAGCCUUUGUUUGAAGGCAGUUAAGUUUGGAAAGAGCAGAUAUCAGAGUGAGAAAAUCCACCUUUGAACAAAUAUUUUUUUUCUGUGAGUCAGUGAUGAUUCAUGAGCAGAAGGGAUGAAAGCCUGACUAUGUGAGAUGAAUGGAAGAUUCUGUUGUCAGUGUUCAGCAAGACUGAUUUUGAGACAUCACAUUUGUUAAAAGAUACAUCCUUCUUCCUUAUGGAGGGAGGAAUACCUUGCACUUGACUGCUUUUCUGAUUGUGUGCCAGGUGAGGUGCAGGAACAAAACACUCCUGCUGUGGGUACCCUUUGUGCAUUAGCAGGUUGAUUGUGUGUUUAAAUUCUGUGGGUGAUGCCUCAGAAGCUGUUUCCUGGUCCACCUUGGAGCUGGGUCCCUCAAAGCCCUGUAACAGAUCUCUCUUCAGGACUGUCAGCAGCUAACUGGAGAGGAAAAUCUGCUGUUGGGGCUCAGGAUGCUCUGACUCACUGCUCUGGCAGAAUUAGAGGCUCAGUGUGGAAGUUUUACACCAUUGUGGCUCUGUAGAAGUGUUGGGACAUGUAAAUAUCCAGGCACUUACUCUGGUUCAGCACUGGGGAGGUGCUGAUGCUUUUGUCUGAUAAACAAAGACAUUUGUUUAGACAUUAAAAAAAACCCAAACUAAAAUGGAUCCAAAUACUUCUCCAAAGCUGUGCACUGGCUCAGUGAGCAGUGUUUGAUCAGGCUGCCACAUCUCCUGGCAGUGCACAUUCCCACAUCCUGCAAGACAAAUAAUGCUUCCUCCUCCUUCCUGUGCCUCUGGAGCCUCAUCUCACACACCUGUCAAGGACUCUCUGCAACUGGAAGCUCUCACUGAUGGAGAAUACCAACAGUGCUCUGCUAUGCUGGCCUUCAAUAUGUGAAAGUACAUUUUCAUUUGUGAAAUGGUUCAUCUUUCUGGCAAGUGAAUUUUUGCUGCCCAGUAAGAGCUGCUGCUGUUCUGGUUAGCAUGGAGCUGUCAGAUGCAGGUUUGUAAUGAUCUGGUACUAACUGGAGGAAUUUGGAGAACUUGAAAUGUGGAUUUUUAGUGCUGUGAAAUAAAACUGCACACGUUCUUGAUCUGUUUUCUGAGCAGCAAUAAUGAAAUGAUCUUUGGAAUCAUGGUUUUGUUUUUCUUCAAAAUACAUUUGGGAGGUUGCUCUUA